Molecule: messenger RNA, 1170 nt
Organism: Lathyrus sativus (Indian pea)
Lineage: Eukaryota; Viridiplantae; Streptophyta; Magnoliopsida; Fabales; Fabaceae
Source: the annotation of a GenBank genome assembly
AUGACGGAGGGGAUAGAAACUCUCGGUUCUCUCAACGGCGAUUUCGGCUUCACCGGCUCCAGCGAUCGACGAUUCGCCUUUUCACGCCAACCUUCUUUCCAACAAUCCCGCACACCGAUUUCCACUGAUUCAACCGACUUGAGUUUCAGAAAACCCUUUCUUUCACGAACUGAUUCCAGCAUAGACAUCCCCUCUUCUGGACCGUACCAUCACUACUGGUCCGGCCAUGACGAUAAACCUUCCGGCUCACCGCGAAAACAGUCGUUUUUGUCAUUUGUUUUCUCCUUUUUUCGAAAUGUUAAGGCUGGUCAUAGGUAUAUGAAGAGAUUGUUCUUUAUGAUCUCGCUUAAUGUUGCUUACUCUACUGUUGAGUUGCUCAUCGGCCUCUUCACUGGCCGUGUUGGUUUGGUGUCUGAUGCAGUUCACUUGACAUUUGGGUGCGGUCUUCUCACGUUUUCAUUGUUUGUUAUGGGGGCGUCUAGAAAAAAACCUGAUGGAGUUUAUACUUAUGGGUAUAAAAGACUAGAAGUCCUGUCUGCAUUUACAAAUGCUCUGUUUCUUUUGUUUAUGUCGUUCUCCCUAGCAGUUGAAGCACUUCAUGCAUUUGUACAAGAUGAAUCAGAACACAAGCAUUAUUUGAAUGUUUCUGCAGUGACCAAUUUAUUUGUGAAUCUCAUUGGCGUGUUGUUCUUUAGAAACUAUGCUCGGAUAAAUCUUGCUUACAGAAAUGCAGAAGAUAUGAAUUGCCACUCUGUUUUCCUGCAUGUUCUUACAGAUUCUAUUCGCAGUGCAGGUUUGAUUUUGGCGUCCUGGCUAUUGUCCAUCGGGGUUGAGAAUGCAGAAGUAUUGUGUUUGGGGCUUGUUUCUGUUGCAGGAUUUACUCUAGUUUUGCCUCUCUUUAGGGCCACUGGUGGUAUCUUGCUCCAAAUGGUACCUCCCAGCAUCCCAACUACUGCUUUUAGCAAAUGCUUGAGACAGAUUUCCGCUCGGGAAGAUGUACUGGAAGUAUCUCAGGCCCGGUUUUGGGAAUUGGUGCCCGGUCGUGUGGUUGGUUCACUGUCGAUGCAGGUAAAGAAAGGAGUGGAUGAUCGGCCAAUUCUAGAAUUUGUGCAUCGUCUGUACCAUGAUUUUGGUGUGCUAGACCUCACAGUGCAGAUAGAUCAUGCAUGA